Molecule: messenger RNA, 957 nt
Organism: Lynx canadensis (Canada lynx)
Lineage: Eukaryota; Metazoa; Chordata; Mammalia; Carnivora; Felidae
Product: olfactory receptor 1038-like
Exons: 1
Coding region: 1-957 (318 amino acids)
Biological process (GO): G protein-coupled receptor signaling pathway; sensory perception of smell
Cellular component (GO): membrane
Molecular function (GO): odorant binding; olfactory receptor activity; G protein-coupled receptor activity
Source: RefSeq, a predicted model, not a curated record
AUGGUUGAAAGGAAUAACACCAGGGUGACAGAAUUCAUUCUUUUGGGCUUUUCUGUCCAUAGAGAGAUUGAAAUCACUCUCUUUUUUCUCAUUUCAGUAGUAUAUACUCUAACUUUGGUAGGGAACCUUGGGAUGAUUUCAUUAAUACGAUUGGAUUCUCGACUUCACACACCCAUGUACUUUUUUCUCAGCAAUCUGGCCUUUGUAGACCUCUGUUACUCUUCGUCAGUAGCCCCCAAGUUCCUGCAGACCCUCCUGACCAAGCACAGGUCUAUAUCUUUCUAUGCAUGUGCAACACAGUUGGGCUUUUUCCUGAACUUCUUGAUUUCAGAGAUGCUCCUUCUUGCAGUGAUGGCUUAUGACCGCUAUGUGGCCAUCUGCAAUCCUCUUCUCUACAUGGUGAGCAUGUCCCCAAAAGUGUGUAUGCAACUAGUAACAGGCCCCUACUUAUACAGCUUUUCUGUUGCUUUGCUCCACACAGCCAUUACUUUCCAACUGAUUUAUUGUGGCCCAAAUAUAAUCAAUCACUUUUAUUGUGAUGAUGUCCCUUUGAUGGCCCUCGCCUGCUCAGACACCAGUCUCAAAGAAAUCUUGAUUUUCAUCUUUGCGGGUUUCAACAUGAUCAGCUCUUUGACCACUGUUCUUAUUUCUUACUUAUACAUCGUGGCUGCCAUCUUGAAAAUCCAGUCUACAGAAGGAAGGUUCAGAGCUUUCUCAACCUGUGCGUCUCAUCUGACUGCUGUGACUAUAUUCUAUGGGACUCUGAUCUUCAUGUAUCUGCAGCCAAAAUCAAACCAUUCCCUUGACACAGACAAAAUGGCCUCUGUGUUCUACACAAUUGUAAUUCCUAUGCUGAACCCAAUGAUCUAUAGCUUGAGGAACAAAGAGGUGAAAAAUGCCUUGAGGAAGUUAAUUGACAAAUGUUAUAUCCUGCUUCUAACAAACUUUAAAAAAUGA